Molecule: messenger RNA, 2434 nt
Organism: Toxotes jaculatrix (banded archerfish)
Lineage: Eukaryota; Metazoa; Chordata; Actinopteri; Toxotidae
Product: metalloreductase STEAP3-like
Exons: 6
Coding region: 133-1596 (487 amino acids)
Biological process (GO): copper ion import
Cellular component (GO): plasma membrane; endosome
Molecular function (GO): cupric reductase (NADH) activity; ferric-chelate reductase (NADPH) activity
Source: RefSeq, a predicted model, not a curated record
AAUAAUAAAGGAAUAAACAGAAGCUAAAUUAUAUCAUAUAAGCUGUUAUUUGAUCAAAUGUACCUCUCUGUUUGCUUGCGUCGUCCUGUGAGUGAAGGAGGGAAACUUUAAUCGGAGCUUUGUUAGUGCAUUAUGUCUGAUGAUAUGUCGAGGCCUUUAAUCCGAGGAGGAGGCUCCAGACAUCUUGAAGCUUCCAUGUCUGAACCUGGCACUCCAGUGAUUGGCAUCCUGGGUACGGGCGACUUCUCCCGCUCGCUGGCCGGGAGGCUGGUGGCCUCCGGCUACCAAGUGGUGGUUGGGAGUCGAACUCCCAAACGCUCUGUGGCUCUGUUCCCCGAAGAGGCUGAGGUAACCUCCCAGAUGGAGGCAGCCAAUCAGGCAGACCUGGUCUUUGUUGCUGUGUUCCCUGAACACCACUCCACACUGGUGGAAUUAAAGCCGGCACUCGCAGGGAAGACACUGGUGGAUGUCAGCAACAGCUUGCAGAUCAACCGUGAUGGGCCUUCAAAUGCUGAAAAGCUGUCCAAUCUGUUCCCAGAAAGUUAUGUCGUCAAAGGGUUUAACACCAUAUCAGCAUGGACGCUCCAGACGGGCCCUCGGGAUGGAAGCAGGCAGGUUUUCCUGUGCAGUGACAGUCACAAGGCCAAGAGCUCAGUGAUGCAGCUGUGUCGCAGAAUGGGCUUUGUUCCUGUCGAUAUGGGCCUCCUCUCCUCUUCUCUGGAGAUUGAAAACCUCCCCCUCUAUCUGUUUCCCUCCUGGCGCAUUCCCAUCCUCUGCACCCUGUCCCUGUUUAUCUUCUUCUACCUGUACAACUUCACGCGUGACGUCCUGCAGCCCUACAUCACAGCAGGGCAGAGUGUUUUCUACAAAAUGCCCAUUGAGACUGUCAAUGUCACUCUUCCCUCCGUGGCCUUGGUGAUGUUAGCGCUCGUCUACCUGCCGGGUUUGUGUGCUGCUUUCCUCCAGCUGUGGUGGGGCACCAAGUACAGUCGCUUCCCCGACUGGCUGGACCGGUGGCUGACCAGGAGGAAGCAGUUUGGUCUGUGUAGCUUCCUGUGUGCAGUUCUGCACGCCAUCUACAGCCUGUCUCUCCCCAUGAGGAAAUCUGCACGCUACAAACUCAUCAACGUGGCUUUGAAACAGGUGAAGGAGGGGGUGGAGGACUCGUGGGUAGACGAGGAGGUGUGGAGGAUGGAGCUGUACCUCUCUGUGGGUAUCAUGGCCCUUGGGCUGCUCUCCCUGCUGGCUGUCACCUCGCUGCCCUCAGUGGCCAACACUGUCAACUGGAGGGAGUUCACCUUCAUACAGUCCACACUAGGUUACUGUGCCUUGUCCAUGGCCACUCUCCACACGCUCCUCUUUGGCUGGAACCGUGCCUUCGUUCCGGCCCAGUACCGCUUUCACCUGCCCCCCACCUUCAUGCUGGUCCUGAUUCUUCCUCUCGUGGUUCUGCUGGGCCGCCUGGCUCUCUUCGUGCCCUGCGUGUCUCGGCGGCUCAGGCAGAUCCGCCGCGGCUGGGAAAAGAGCCAACACGUGCGCUUCACCCGGACGGACGGCGACUGCCACAAUGGGCUGGAGGAUGUCAGUAAUGUGUGAAAAACACCCGGUUAGAUGUGUGGAUGAAGAUCCAGAGGAAGAUAAAAGAUUUAUCUGUCUUUGGAUAGUUGAAGGCUGGUUUCUGUGGCUUACUGAGACACUUCAUAUGUGUUUCUUUUCAGCUAAUUAGCUGGUAGCUCCUUAGAGAUAUUUGACCAGGAGAAUGGCCUACUUUAUUGCACUAUGCUUACAAACAAUGAGCAUUUAGUUUGUCCUUAUACUUUGUAUUAUAUGCACUAAUUUAUUAUUUUGUGUUGAUAUUCAGUUGGAAGAUUCAAUCCAGAGCUAAAGAAGAUUUAUUUUAUGCAGAACAGUCACUGUUACACAUCUAAUGAACCUGCUGACGAUUUUAUCACUGAAGAAGAACAACUGAAUUUUACAGCUUCAUAACUUGAGUCUUUCCUCUCUCUGAUCAUUAGAAAUAGACUCGGCCUUUUCUCUUGGUGUGUGUUUUCUUGUCAUUGAAAGUUUUUGAUACUUUUUUUUUUGUACUUCAGUACUGUGAUGUACUGGUUUUUGUCAGACAGCCUUCAGCAUAGACCAUCAUCCUGUUCAUCCACAUCUUAAAAUGAAACAUGUUUCAUAUUUUGUCAUGAGGUUUUUCACUGAGAUAUCAGUGUUUUUCUUUCUUUUUCUUUGGCAAUACUUUGAAAAUUCAGUAUGCUGUCAUUCAAACUGUCAGGGACUGUAUGAGGAUUAUUGGGUGUGUGGGGCUAAACCUUAUGUUUCACUUCCACUUGAACUGCAGUGCUGUGCCCCCCAGUUUCUCAAAAAAAAAAAAACCCAACAAAACACAGACGUACUGUGUUCAGAUUCGAAUCAGCAGUUGCCAAAUUUC